Messenger RNA from Pseudogymnoascus destructans, 1593 nucleotides. RefSeq lists its product as uncharacterized. Gene Ontology annotation, cellular component: cytoplasm. The coding region runs from base 1 to 1593 and encodes 530 amino acids. Gene Ontology annotation, molecular function: ubiquitin protein ligase activity; zinc ion binding. The record is from RefSeq and is a predicted model, not a curated record. NCBI's taxonomy places the organism in Eukaryota, Fungi, Ascomycota, Leotiomycetes, Thelebolales, Thelebolaceae. The transcript is spliced from 3 exons.
AUGGCGUCUUCGCAAGAUACUGCUGAUUCAGAGCGACGUGAUAGCGAUUCUUCAGUUUCUCAGGACUCUCAAACCGCAGCUGAAUUCAUCAGCAGCCAACUUCAACUUGAGGCAGAUGCAAGAGAGGCUCUCCCAUAUAAAUUCGACACCUGCACGAAACAACUCGGCCCUUUGCGCCAGGACCUCUUCGCCUGCAUAACAUGCAACCCGCCACCUGCGAAUCCUUCCGAUCCCUAUACCCCAGCCGGAGUCUGCUAUUCAUGCUCGGUUGCGUGCCACGGCGAGCAUACCCUCGUUGAGCUGUUCUACAAGCGUAACUUCGUUUGCGACUGCGGCACGACGCGUCUCCCAUCCACUACACCAUGCACGUUACGAACCAACUCGGAGACGGGACAGAAAGGCGGAGUGAUCAAUGAGCCGUGUGAGGAGAAGAACGAGUAUAACCAGAACUUUCGAAACCGGUUUUGUGGGUGCGAAUGCGACUAUGAUGCUGAGUCUCAGAAGGGGGUGAUGUAUCAGUGUCUUGGCCUUGGGGCGGCGAAGAAUGGCGGCUGUGGCGAGGAUUGGUAUCAUACUACUUGUAUAGUUGGAUUGGAUCCAUCGUGGCAUGAUGAGGCGAUGAAGAAGAAGGCGGCUUUGGCAGAAUCUACAGCCGGGAAUGACCAGGGACCGACGGCUACUACAGCAGAAGACGAUGGGGACGCCAUUGAUAUGGAAGACGGCAUGCCAACACCCCCUGGGUUUCCACACGCCGAUGACUUUUCUGGUUUUAUCUGCUACAAAUGUGUUGAGGCAAACCCGUGGAUCAAGGCAUAUGCUGGCACAGAUGGACUCUUGCCGCCUGUGUUCAAACGCAGCGGGGCACCUUCGCCGCAGGCAAAAUCUGAGGGGAAAGAGGAUCAAAAGGAAGCUCUGAAGACAACAGUCGCACCUGUUGCUUCAUCACAGAAGCGAAAAAAAGCAGGGGAUGAUGGUACCGACGGUGACGUGGAAGCAAAGCGAGCGAGAGGAGACAACGACACGGAAAGCAAACCCACAGCAACGACUAUCACCGAACCAAAGAGUAAUGGUGAUGGUGCGACAAACUCAGGCACAAAAGACGAGCCACCGUCUUGCAAAAUCAGCCAGCUUCCCUCCCCACCAACCGAACCCUUCUCUCUUUUCUUCAAAGACAACUUCCGUGCCUCCUUCUGUCGCUGCCCAGCCUGCUUCCCCCACCUUGCCAUUCACCCCCAGCUCCUCGACGAAGAAGAAUCCUACGAGCAAUCUCUCUCGCACUCCUCGGCUGCGUCUGAUGGGGCAGGCAGCACGCUCGGCAGUCGCGCCGGCAGCCUACUGGACCGCGGCGAGCGCGCGUUGAGCACCAUGGACCGCGUCAAGGCCAUCGAAGGGAUUAUGGCAUUUAACCUUCUCAAGGAGAAGUUGACUCCGUUUUUCAAGGAGUUUGCGGAGAGUGGGAGGGUUAUUAGUGCGGAGGAUGUUAAGGCGCAUUUUGCAAAGAUGAGAGGGGAUGAGGGGGGCGCCGGAGAGGCAGAGGGAGAGAAGGCUGGGGGUGGGGAGGAGGAUAAGAGGCGUGAGCAGGGAGGCUAUUGA